GAGGUUUAUAACUGGCUUAAUUAGUUUGUUUUUUUAGAAAAAAAUUCUCCUCAUUUUCUUUGUUCUUUUUAUGGUUCUUGAUCUUUUUAUCAUUUGCACACGUAUAACUAUAUAUGCAAUUCUGAUGAUCCCCCCUAAAACUUUCCAGGAUUACUAUAUGUGUAACUCUGAUGUUGCCUGACGAUAUAUAUGAUAUGAUGAGAGGUUUUAGCAAAUUUCAGGCCUCAUCUUCUUUGGUCUUUUGUGCACGGUUCUUGAUCUUUUUGUCAUUUGCACAUGUAACUAUAUUCUUUUUAGUUUCUGUAUUAAUGGUGAGCACAGAUAGAAAACGAUCGCCGAGAAUCGUAGUAUACAACUCAAAUGAGCCACCACCGUAGCUUUAUAAAUGUUCUCCGUUGAAACUCAAGAAACUCUAUAUUUUUUUUCCACACAGCUCUACUCUCCAACAACACAUCUACAGCCAUGCUUAGAUUCAUCACCACCAACACUGAAAGAAAUCCAGUCCUCCUUUGCUUAAGUUUGUGGGUUCUGUUUCUAUCAAUAUGCAUCUCUGGAACAACACCAAGGCUUGGUGCAAUUGGGAGAAAAUACGGUCGAAGUGCAAUGUAUUCAGAUGACUACAAAACUUUCUUUUAUACACAAACUCUAGAUCACUUCAACUAUAGGCCAGAAAGCUAUGAAACUUUUCAACAAAAAUAUGUGAUCAAUUUCAAAUAUUGGGGUGGUGCAACUGUUAGUGCACCUAUUUUUGUUUCGUUAGGAGCAGAGGCCAGUAUAGAUGGAGAUGUUGCUGGGAUUGGAUUCCUGUCUGAUAAUGCUCCUCAAUUUAAAGCUCUCAUUGUCUUUAUAGAGCACCGGUACUACGGAGAAUCGAUCCCAUUUGGAUCCAGGGAAGAAGCAUUUCGGAAUGCUAGUACACUCGGAUACUUUAGUUCGUCCCAAGCUCUGGCAGAUUAUGCUGAAGUUAUCACUAGUUUAAAGAAAAAUCUGUCCGCUGAUUAUUCCCCUGUUAUAGUCAUUGGUGCAUCUUAUGGUGGAAUGCUGGCUUCAUGGUUUCGCCUGAAAUAUCCACAUAUCGCGCAUGGAGCUCUAGCAUCAUCCGCACCGGUUCUGUAUUUUGAUGACGUUGCACCAGAAUAUGGAUAUCUUAGCAUUGUCUCCAAAGAUUAUCGAGAAACUAGCAAGUCUUGUUACGAUGUCAUUAAGCAAUCCUGGUCAGUGAUCGAUUCAGUUGCCUCUGACGAAAAUGGUCUUGCUAUACUCAGUGAAAAGUUCAAGACUUGCUCUCCUUUAAACGAAUCGUCUGAGCUAAAGGACUACUUAGGUUCUAUUUACACUGAAUCUGCACAAUAUGAUGCUCCACCAAAAUACCCAGUCACUCUGAUCUGCAAUGCCAUCGAUGGAGCACCGAGAGGUAGUGACAUUCUUAGUCGGGUACAAUCAGGUGUUGCGGCUUAUAAGGGCAAACGAAAUUGCUAUGAUAUGGGUGAAUUUACUGGUACAGCCGAAACAGACCAAGGAUGGCGAUGGCAGACAUGUAGUGAGAUGGUAAUGCCCAUCGGGGAUGAUGGCAAGGAUACGAUGUUUCAGGCAUCACCCUUCGAUCUUAAGAAUUUCUCCAGAUCCUGCCGAAGCCGGUACAAUGUGGAACCAAGACCGCAUUGGAUAUUAAAUGAGUUCGGAGGAAAGGAUAUAAAACUGGUGCUUCGACAAUUCGCUAGCAACAUCAUUUACUCCAAUGGAUUAAGAGAUCCUUACAGCAGUGGAGGAGUGCUGGAGAGUAUAUCAGACAAUGUCGUAGCCAUUACCACGGAUAAAGGAUCACAUUGUUUGGACGUACUUCAUAAAUCAUGGGAUGAUCCAAAGUGGUUAGUUGAACAGAGAGAGGCUGAGAUUCAGAUUAUCAAAACAUGGAUCGAUGAAUACAAUGUCUUGCGUAUGAUUCAAACAAGUAAAGCUCACCGCCUGGCUCGUUAGUACCAUGAAUGAGAAAGGGGAAACUCUUUUACGGACAAAUUGUCUUCAUGUAUUUGACUUCAGAUUCAAUUAUCAAGCUUCAAGAACAUCAAAAAAGAAUCUUAUAACCAAAUAUUAAUUAUAUUUGCAAGACAUUAAAAAUAUUAAUUAUGGUCCCUUAAUAAAUUAAAUAAAAAGA
This is a messenger RNA of Papaver somniferum (opium poppy), 2155 nucleotides long. Its product is annotated as lysosomal Pro-X carboxypeptidase-like. The transcript is spliced from 9 exons. The record is from RefSeq and is a predicted model, not a curated record. Gene Ontology annotation, biological process: proteolysis. NCBI's taxonomy places the organism in Eukaryota, Viridiplantae, Streptophyta, Magnoliopsida, Ranunculales, Papaveraceae. The coding region runs from base 463 to 1977 and encodes 504 amino acids. Gene Ontology annotation, molecular function: serine-type exopeptidase activity; dipeptidyl-peptidase activity.